UUUGCAUUCACGAACAUGGCACCUCCUCUCUCUCCACCUUCUCCGCGUUCCAUCUGAUAUUUUUCUCUGUUCUUUUUUUUUUUUUUUCAAGAAAAAAACUGCAAACACAAACAGACCGUACUAGUCUAAAUAUUAUCUUUACCUUAGCGAUCCACAGAAUUAUUGAAUACACGAGAAAAACCCCAGUCCUUCUCCUCUUUAACGUCUUCUUCAACCGCUACUUGACAGCAGUGAUCAUUGUGCUCGACGAUCUUAUCAUUAAAGUAGCAGUAGAAAUAAUUUUCCAAUGUUCGGGUUUAAUUACGUUUGCUGAUAUUGAUGAAGCAUUUUCGUCGAUGCUCGAGGAUUUUGAUCCUCUCCUUGCUCGUCGUUACUGUCUUCAUUCCAAUCGGUUUACUUUCUCAUCGACUGAAGCACCUCAACGCCGACGCUUCCGGAGGAUUUGAAGAUUUGUCGAUAAUUAAACACAGGACAGAGGCUCAAAAACUUAGUGCAAUUAAAGAGGAUGACAAUGAAUUUGUUAAAGUGCCAGUUCAAGAGGUUUACAAAUACUCAGAUCAUAUUUCUGCUGUUAGUUUGAGCUCUCCUGGCGAGAACAAUAGUCUUAGUGAUCCAGGAAAUGGUGUAGGUGUCACUUAUUUGUCAGAAAGAAAUGGAACCAGUGAUGAAGCAAAAGAAGAUUAUCAUCAAAGUCAAGAGGAGAAGUCACUGUCAGGAGUUAAGGAUCGAUCAACACCAACAAGGAUCCAACAACAUCAGACUGUUCAAGUCGGUUCUCGAAGGGUACAUGAUGAGAAGGUGAAACAGAUGAAAGACCAGGUGAUUAGGGCUAAGGCAUACCUAACCUUUGCUCCGCCCAAUAGCAACUCUCAUUUUAUAAAAGAGUUGAAAUUGCGAAUUAAGGAGUCGGAAAGAGCAAUUGGUGAUUCCACCAAGGAUUCUGAUUUGUCUAAGAGGGCAUUGCAGAAGAUGAAAGCCAUGGAUGCUACCUUGCUAAAAGCAAGUCAGCUUUACCCUGAUUGCUCUGCCAUGGUGAAAAAACUCCGUGCCAUGACUCACAAUGCUGAAGAACAAGUUCUGACACUGAAGAAUCAAACAACAUUUCUUGUUCAGCUUGCUGGAAGGACUACCCCAAAGGGCCUGCACUGCCUCUCCAUGCGGUUGACUGCUGAAUAUUUUAGCCUGCAGUCUGACGAGAGGGAGCUCCCUAACCAACAUAAAGUCCAUGAUCCAAAUCUCUUUCACUUUGCUGUUUUUUCAGACAAUAUUUUGGCUUCUGCAGUGGUUGUCAACUCAACUGUUUCAGUUGCUAGGGAACCAGAGAAGGUCGUUUUUCAUGUAGUGACAGAUUCUCUUAACCUCCCAGCAAUGUCAAUGUGGUUCCUGUUAAAUCCUCCUGGGAAAGCAACAGUCCAGGUCCAGAAUGUGGACAACUUUGAAUGGUUAUCGACCAGAUAUGGUGCUGUUUUGCAGAAGCAAGACUCCCUUGAUUCAAGAUAUACUUCUGCGCUGAACCACCUUCGUUUUUAUCUUCCAGAUAUUUUUCCUUUCCUGAAAAAGAUUGUGCUUCUUGAUCAUGAUGUGGUCGUGCAAAGGGAUCUAACUGGUCUUUGGAGUUUAAACAUGAAAGGUAAAGUUAAUGCUGCUGUGGAGACUUGUCAGGAAGGCGAGCCUUCUUUCCGUAGGAUGGACAUGUAUAUUGACUUCACACAUCCCCUGGUGGCCCAAAGGUUUGAUGCAAAUGCAUGCACCUGGGCAUUUGGGAUGAACGUGUUUGAUCUGCAAGUAUGGAGGAAACGGAAUUUAACUGGGGUCUAUCACAAGUACCUGCAUUUGGGAAACAAGAGGCCAGUGUUUAAAGCUGGUAGUUUGCCCAUUGGUUGGAUGACUUUCUACAAACAGACAACAGCUUUAGAGAAGAAAUGGCACAUUCUUGGGUUGGGUUACGAUUCUGGUGUCAGGUUGAGUGACAUUGAACAAGGAGCUGUUAUUCAUUUUGAUGGAAUAAUGAAGCCAUGGUUGGAUAUAGGUCUUGAUAAGUACAAGCAGUUUUGGAAGCGCCACGUCCUGUACGAUCAUCCGUACCUCCAACAGUGCAACAUCCAUGCGUAACCGGAUAUCACACAUUAAGUUCUGACCGUCUUUCUUAAUCACGUGAUUUGCUUCACAAAAGGAUACAGGUCCCCAAUUCUUUCUUAAUUCUUUCAUUUUAGCCUUGUAGAUUUGAACUCUAUUUUGUUUUUCCAGGCUAUAAUUUUAGAGAAUUGAGAGUAGUUGAGCAAUAAUAGGAUCCAAAAUUUUUUUGUCUUGGACAACUUGUGUAUAUAGCUGAUUCUUAAAACGAUAUCACGUUCAUUGCUUCUGAA
Coffea eugenioides is the source of this 2366-nucleotide messenger RNA. RefSeq names its product probable galacturonosyltransferase 6. The transcript has 9 exons. The record is from RefSeq and is a predicted model, not a curated record. Gene Ontology annotation, molecular function: polygalacturonate 4-alpha-galacturonosyltransferase activity. NCBI's taxonomy places the organism in Eukaryota, Viridiplantae, Streptophyta, Magnoliopsida, Gentianales, Rubiaceae. Bases 319 to 2112 code for a protein of 597 amino acids.